AUGGAAGUCUGGCUCUUCAUUCUGGGUUACUUGAUUCACUUCGUGGCCAGCUGCGUGCUGGUCUACAAGGUCCAGCAGCAGCGGACGGUCUACGGCUUGUCGAUCGACACGCAGCUUUGCUUCCUGGCAGCGACGCUGUCCCGCUGUGUGUGGUACCUGGACACCCGCCUUGUGGAGACCUGGUUGGCCUAUUUAGAGCUGCUGUGUAGCACGGUUAUCUCAGUCGUGCUCACAUACUACCUAUGGAGUUACCGCCAUACCAAUACGAAGAACGUCUGGACUCCGUGCAAAGCUGCCGUCAUCAUUCCAGUGUCUAUGCUAACGGCAUUUUUCAUCCACCCAGGUCGGCACUGGUGGACCGUCCAGAUUCUCGUGGCAUUUUCGAUCUACACGGAAGCCAUCGAGCCCCUCACGUCGCAUUAUGUUGGCCUUCUCGUGCUUUCGCGCGUGGUGAGACUGUUCUUCUGGGUCACCCUUUACUUCCAAGGCGAACAUUUUCUGGGCCUCUUCCUUGCUGACCUUCUUCACAGUGUCCUGGCUGCUGAUUACUUCGUCAUGUGGUGUCGGAAAUUGCGGCACGGAGGAGCGCUUAUCUACAAAAUAUGA
Besnoitia besnoiti is the source of this 606-nucleotide messenger RNA. Its product is annotated as putative ER-retrevial receptor Ter1p. Gene Ontology annotation, biological process: protein retention in ER lumen; endoplasmic reticulum to Golgi vesicle-mediated transport. Gene Ontology annotation, molecular function: ER lumen protein retrieval receptor activity. The transcript is spliced from 5 exons. The record is from RefSeq and is a predicted model, not a curated record. Gene Ontology annotation, cellular component: endoplasmic reticulum; membrane; cis-Golgi network. Bases 1 to 606 code for a protein of 201 amino acids. Lineage: Eukaryota; Apicomplexa; Conoidasida; Eucoccidiorida; Sarcocystidae.